CAACGUGAUCGAAUUCGUUGAAGCACAACCUACGCGAUCUGUGGCCACAGUUUUAGACGAGAACGAGAGUACAAGGACGAGCAGCUUUUCGUUUGAGCGCAACAUGGUACAGAACAGUUACCCCAACGACGCAGGAAGAGAGAAUGCCGCGAGAGUCUUUGAGCCAGACAGGAAGUUUGCAACGCAGCGGAGAUUGGAGCACCAGAGAGGAAGUCGAGGAUUAGGAGGACUGUCAGGUCCACCCCAUCUUCAACCUCCUGCACCUGGGCGACAUUCCCCAUUUCGAAGAACCGUAGCCACGGAGCCCAAGUUAGAUUGCGACAUGGCUCAGAAAGUCGAGAACUACGCAGCGGAAGUGACCAAGUUGAGACGAGAGUUAGAAGCGGAGAGGCGAAGGAAUGCCACACCCCCGUUAGUCCAGGGCACCAUCAGCUUCUCAGUGGAGUCGGAAGAGAGAACGUUGGAAGUUAAUGCGAGUACGCGAACGAGCAAGAGGAGGCAGGUGGACGAAGACAGGACGGCAAGGAAGAACAAUGUCAGAGACGACAAUAGCGCUGUUACGUUGGCGCGAGUGCAUCAGUCAAAGGAUCCUCCAUCCAAGCGCGGUGACUCGAGGAUUAUGGACGGUGUAAUUCAUGAAGUUUCCGAGUACGACAGCAGUUUUGGACUAGUAGCGCGUGAGGAUGAGUUUAAAGAGCCAAGACCUCCUGGCCUUGAGCUUAGCCGAGUUCUGUGCGGCAGGUUUAGUGAGACGUGGACGGACGAUAGUGAAGAACGAGUGGCAGGAGUGGCCCAGCCUAAAGACCCUCCUAGCAUGCAGAGUAGUCUUUACAUGCAGUACGAGAGCAGUGGCGGAUACAAGUUCGAAGAGUUGAGGCCUCCCAGUCCAUAUCUUACUUCAGACAAGAAGGGCGGUGUGAGGCAGGCGAGUUCGAGUCUUGAUGUGUGGAUGGACUUGGCGAGAGGACAGUUCCAUCGAGAGAGAUCGGCGACGAGAGAGACGGAGAUGUGGAAAGGAAAGGUCGCAGAAAGAGAUGAGGUGAGGCCUUCGGUGGCCGGAACCUCGGGGUCUGUGCGAGGGAAAUUGUACUUCAAGGAUGACCCGAUGAUGAGUAGCGAGAGUAGCGAGAGCGAGGUAGACAGAUUGACCUCGGGAGGAAGGAAGUCCAAGACGACUAGGACUUAG
Molecule: messenger RNA, 1186 nt
Organism: Cantharellus anzutake
Lineage: Eukaryota; Fungi; Basidiomycota; Agaricomycetes; Cantharellales; Hydnaceae
Exons: 1
Coding region: 104-1186 (360 amino acids)
Source: RefSeq, a predicted model, not a curated record